GAGGCUGUAGCGCUGUAGGAGGUUCUACAAUUGAGUGCUCUAGUACUGGUAUUGCGCGGUGCGUUACGCAGUGCCGCAGCACGUAGCGCCGCCGGCGGCAAGCAGCAGACAGCAGCGUCUGCUACAGCUGUGGUACAUGUGUUAUACAAGGCUCGGCUCUGCUUCUUUUUUCGCCAAUUCUUUUUUCGUUUUUAAAUAAUGGAUUUAAAUAAAUUAGGACUUAGCAAACAAACAAGAGGUAAAUUUAAAGGUCGGUUCAUGAAAAUAAAAAGUAGUGAAAGAAAAGAAAAAUCUGUGCAAGGUGCAAGGAAGGCGUUGGAGGCGAAGAAAAGAAAAUCUACUGAGCCUGAUGAAGAAGAGGUAGGAGCGGCGAAGUCUAUGAACAUCUCAGGCAGCCGGAUUGUCAACAUUGAAACUUUAAAAAAUAAUAUGUGGUGCUAUGCGUGUCAAAUACCCCUAUCAUUCAAAAAUGUAAUUGCUGAACAGCAGAAAGGAUUAGUUAGCUUUUUCACUAUUGCCUGCACUAAGUGUAAACUGAAUCACUGCAUAAAAACCAAUGAAAAUGAAAUUAACGACCAGCUGGCCCUAGGAAUGUUAGAUACAGGGACAGGAACAUCACAGAUCAACUCACUGCUAAGUACAUUGGACAUCCCUACUGUAUCUAAAACAACCAUGAAGAGACAUGAAAGGAUUGUAGGAGUUGCUAUCGAAGAUGUAGCAAAGAACUCUUGUGUUGAGAGCAUACUUUUAGAAAAAAAAUUAGCAGAAGAGAAAGAAAAUUCCUGCAACACUAAUAUAUCUUCAACUACCUCGAAGACUUUAUUGAAAGGGUCGUUUGACGGUGCCUGGCAAAAACGUGGAACCGGUCACGCGUAUAAUAGUUUGUCCGGUCAUGCAGCCGUUAUAGGAUACCACUCGGGGAAGAUAUUGUCUUAUGCUGUCCGCUCGAAAGAUUGUCGAUUGUGUGCACUUGGACAUGAACCACAAGACCAUGAUUGCCGUAAAAACCAUACUGGAUCGGCUAAAUCGAUGGAAGCCAGUAUGGCCGUGGAGCUUUAUACGAAGAAUGUUUUAUUGGAAGAUAAUGGAGCUGCUUUGAAUGUUUUUAUCGGCGAUGAUGACUCGAGCACGAUUUCUGCUAUCCGUAGAGAGAGCAGAGUGGUGAUCGAUAAGUGGUCCGAUUUCAAUCACACAAAAAAAAAUUUUGUUAAUGAUCUCUACGAACUGAAAUUAUCGAAGGCCCUAAUUGAAUAUUUCUCUUAUAAAUUCUCGCUCGCAAUUAAAAUGAAUAAAGGCGACGAAUUGGCCAUAAAAAAAUCUUUAGAUCAAAUAGUUCCUCAUGCAUUCGGAGAUCACUCCGUAUGCUCUGAUGAUCGUGGGUGUAAAAUUAUGGGCGAUACUUACGUUUACUUGUUUCUGCCGCGUAGACGAUGUCUGACCGAUCUAAAUUUGCGCGCAGAUCUAACAUCAAUUAUCGCUAGGUUCUCGCAAAAUGCCGCGAAAAUAGCCCAGUGUGGGUCAACUCAAGCUAAUGAGUCAUUUAAUAAUUUAGUUGCCUUGAAAAACCCAAAAAAUAAACAUUAUGGUGGAUCAUCAUCGUUAAAUUUUAGAGUGGCUGCGUCUGUGUGCCAAAAAAAUUAUGGAUAUGAUUACACAUCGAGAAUUUUACAACGAUUAAAAGUGAAAUCAAUGUUUAUUUCCGAGCAAUACAGACUAAAACAAAAAAAAUUAGCUAUGCAAAACAGCGCGCGCAAGAGCUCCAAUAAAUUCAAAAAAGGCCGUCAGUCUUUAAAAAAAGUAAGGAGCAAUGAAAGUUCCAAGUCAAAGAAAAAAGAAGGCACAUCGUACAAGAGUGGAAUGGGCCUAUAUGAUGUGUCCGAACUAAUCGAUUCAAAUCAAAAUAUAUUGAUUGUGGACGAAUCACUUCCUCCAUUAGAUGAGUGUCACAUAGUUUUGUUCGACUUAGAGACAACUGGACUAUCGAUCUACGACGACAUCGUACAGAUAUCAGCUGUCAACUCUUCCAAUGAAGUAUUCAAUUGUUAUAUUUCUCCGUCAAGACCGAUGACGAAAAAGGCGUCGCAAGUUACAGGCUUGACCGUGAUAGACGGAGAUCUAUACUUUAGAGAUGAAAAAGUCAAUACAGUAUCAGCCGAAAGCGGUGCUGAUUCGUUUUUACAUUAUAUUGAAAAUUUGAAAGGUCCUGUGAUUUUAGUUGCGCAUAAUGGUUUUAGGUUUGAUACUCCGAGAAUAAUAAAACUAAUUUCAAAAGUACAAAAGAUGGAACGAUUUUGUCUUUCCGUAAAAGGCUUCAGCGACACACUGCCUAUUUUCAAAAAAAAAUUGCCCGAGAGAGUAAGAGCAAAAGAAAAAUUCAAAAUAUCAGCUCUUGCAGAAAGUUUCUUACCCAAUGUAGAUAUAGGUUGUUUGCAUAACGCAAUUGACGAUGUGAGAGUAAUGAAACAAUUACUCGUUCAUCAAAAAAUCGAUGACGAGCUUUUAUACAAAUAUGCCAAAAGUAUUUCAUCCAUACAAAAUAGUGCCGCUAAUGAAGAAAUUAUAAAAAUGAACAAAGCCACUCUUGAGAUUUUCAAAAAUGACUUCUCAAACCAAAUGUUAAAAAAAAUGGCAUCGAAUGGCAUAAACUACAACAUUUUAAAAGAAUGUUAUGAAAAAAAUGGUCAAGAAGGCAUUUUAUUUUUAUUUACAGAAAAUGUGAAUGAAAAACCACGAGUCACUAAAGAUAAAAAAAUUUUAGAUACUGUUAAGUAUAUAAUUCUAACAGAAAAAUAUCCUCAAAAAAUAAGCCAACAAAUGAUAAACAUAAUUCAGAGAAUAUAUUUUAAAUGGUCAUUAGAUCAUUGUUACAAAAUGUCGAGCACUUUUACCAGGAAUGAAGAUUGGCGCGAACACAACGGAGCCGUUUAUACAAAAGCUCACAACUCGCGCUCGUUCGCGGGUUAA
This is a messenger RNA of Trichogramma pretiosum, 2964 nucleotides long. RefSeq lists its product as uncharacterized. Gene Ontology annotation, cellular component: cytoplasm. Gene Ontology annotation, molecular function: nucleic acid binding; 3'-5'-DNA exonuclease activity. The transcript has 8 exons. Lineage: Eukaryota; Metazoa; Arthropoda; Insecta; Hymenoptera; Trichogrammatidae. Gene Ontology annotation, biological process: DNA catabolic process. The coding region runs from base 199 to 2964 and encodes 921 amino acids. The record is from RefSeq and is a predicted model, not a curated record.